Molecule: messenger RNA, 1782 nt
Organism: Strigops habroptila (Kakapo)
Lineage: Eukaryota; Metazoa; Chordata; Aves; Psittaciformes; Psittacidae
Product: cytosolic beta-glucosidase-like
Biological process (GO): carbohydrate metabolic process
Molecular function (GO): hydrolase activity, hydrolyzing O-glycosyl compounds
Source: RefSeq, a predicted model, not a curated record
AUGGCGGGGCCGUGCAGGGCCCCGCUCCGCUCCUCCCGCGGGCGGCGGGGACGGACGAGGUCAGCCGGGCCGGGCGGGAGAGCAGCGAGUAGAGGCGGGAGCCGCGGGUCGCCCUGGCCUAGCUUCGCGGAGGCGGCGCCGGGCGCGCCCGCACCACUACCGCCAUGUGGUGCCGCGGAGCCGGUGGGCUGCGGGCGGGAGCCGUGGCCGCCACAGCCGCCCUCCUCUUUGUGUGGGACCGAGCGGGCGGCGUGCAGCGCCCGCAGCGCCGCCUGCCGCCGGAGCCCCGCGGCAGCCAGCGCACCCGUCGGGCCUCGGCACCACUGCGCAAGCGCCGCGCUGGCGGCCGCCGCUACCGCGCUUGCGUGUCGGAGAGUCGGGGGCUGCGGUGCGGGUGGCUGUGACCUGGUUGAGGGGCAGAGCUGUUCUGAGGGAGCAAGUGCCCUCCCGAUGAGGAACUUCUGGCCCGUUCCGUCGCCGCGCCCAAGCAGGGCUGUCGGCAGCGCCGGGCCUGCUCUGGGUCUGCUCUGGGUCCCACCGCACCCCGCAGCGGCGGCACCGCUAGCUGUCGGGACCUUCCUGCCCCGGUCCCCUCAGGCGGGAGCUCAGUGCUCGAGCGUUGCGUGUUCCCCGAUGGCCGGUGUCUUUGGGCCCUGCUUCCUUGGCCCUGUCCCCUCGCAGGAACGGGGUGGAGCACCGGUGCCAGAGGAUAUUGCUUUUCCAGUUGGAUUUGCUUGGAGGGCAGCUACAACAGCAUAUCAAAUUGAAGAAGGCUGGAAUGCAGAUGGAAAGGGCCCUAAUGUCUGGGACACAUUCACCCAUCAGGGAGGAGAUCGAGUUUUCAAGAACCAGACUGGUGAUGUAGCUUGUGGCAGCUACACUCUGUGGGAGGAAGAUUUGAAAUGUAUCAAACAGCUUGGAUUGACUCAUUAUCGCUUUUCUCUUUCCUGGUCACGUCUGUUACCUGAUGGGACGACAGGUUUCAUCAACCAGAAAGGAGUCAAUUAUUACAGCACAAUCAAUAAUAACUUGGGAAAUGGCAUGUGCUCCCUGUAUCACUUUGGCUUACCUCAGUCCUUAGAAGAUGAAGAUGGCUGGCAAUCUGAAAAGAUCAUUGAGACCUUUGAUAUUCAUGCAAAGUAUUGCUUCAGAACAUUUGGAGACUGAGUGAUCACUAUUAAUGAGCCUUAUGUUGUUGCUGUAUGUGGCUGUGAAAAUGGUAUAGCGCCAGUUGGUAUCCGAGCUUACAAGACAGCUUAUAAUAUGCUAAAAGCUCAUGUUAAAGCUGGACAUAGUUGUGACAAGAUAUUUGGACAAAAGAAAAGUGGGCUUAUGACUAUAGCUCUGAACUGAGAUUGGUAGAACCUCUGUAGCACAUCAAAAAGCAACUUUUGCUUUUUACCCUUUACCUUAGAUGUAUUUUUCAGGACAAUAUUUACUGAUGAUGAAUAUCCAGCCAUCAUGAUGUCUGAUAUUUCUGCAAUGCAUUCAAAGCAGGGUUAUUUAUCAACAAGGCUUCCAGAAUUCACUAAAGAGGAAAAAGUUAUCAUCAUGGGUACUGCUGACUUCUUUGCUCUGAACUUAAGGUUUUCCUGGCAUGCAGCUGCUCCUGGCAAUGGGACCUGCAAUGACUGCCAGUACCAAGGGGAUACAUAUAAUAACCCUAUAAUUUAUAUCACUGAGAAUGGGUUUUCCCAAAGUGACCCUGCACUACUUGAUGGCAGUCAACUAUGGGAGUAUUUCAGGCUGAUUUUACAGGAAAUUUUAAAAGGUACCAUUUAA